AUGGCGACAGGUUCCGUCCUGCUUCUUUUCGUGGCGCUCUGCUGUAUAGUUUGGGACGCGACCAUCCUCUCGGGCACGUCCUUGGAACUCAGAGAGGGUGAGGAGCCCCAGUGGAGGAAAACAGGGAGCUCGAAAUCAGAAACAGACAGCACCCAAAAGCGCAGCACGCCACCGCGAGUGCUGGAAUAUGUUGUCCCACAGCAAAUCUUCAAAGGAAGCUUCCGUCGGUUCAACGUGAGCCCAACACAUGGAGAGAAAAUACGGAUCGUUGACCAAUCGGGUAAAAUGCGCAUGGAGCCAUCAGCAUCGAACGACGAUUUCACGCUCGAAACGGUUUUUCCAGUUGAAGGACGGCUGUGCAAUCUUCAAAAGACUGUUUCCUUGCAGGCACUCUUCCAGCGGUACACACAACCCAAGGCGAGGAAGUUUUGGAAGGAGGAAGCUUGGCAGGGGCAUAAGGUCUACGAGAUUUCCUUACCCGUCUUUGACCCGAGGAAAUGUACUCCUCAGGUGCAUGAGCCAGCGGUGGAGUUCUGUAUCCUCUUUACCUCAGGCCCCCUCGACGUUCUCGAAAAGGCAAAACGAGUAGGGUUUGCUGCUCGUGCUCUCCCAGAUAGCCUUCUGGUGCGCGUUCUGUGGAACGCGGUGUAG
Messenger RNA from Neospora caninum, 651 nucleotides. RefSeq lists its product as hypothetical. NCBI's taxonomy places the organism in Eukaryota, Apicomplexa, Conoidasida, Eucoccidiorida, Sarcocystidae. The coding region runs from base 1 to 651 and encodes 216 amino acids. The transcript has a single exon. The record is from RefSeq and is a predicted model, not a curated record.